AUACACAGAUAUAAAUAUAUAUAUAUAUAUACAUAAAUAUAUAUAAACACGUGUGUGUAUAUGUUUUAAAGUCCCUCCGGAGUAAAUUAAAAAUUUUCCCAACAUGGCUCGACGCACUAAUUCAGUCCGUGUAAGACGAAGGCAGUCAGAUGCAAAAUGGCGUGCGAGUGUUGCCAAUGGAUACAACACAUUGAAAAUGAUAACAGAUGCUUCAAAUAAGAAAAAGUCCAAGAAGAAAUACUCAAAGGCCCAUAUACUUCAAGAAACUGUCAAUCACAUCAACUUCUUGGAAUCCAUUUUAGCAAAUUUCCUAUCAGAAAAAAAGAAAUUUGUUGACAGUGGUUUACUUCCAGAGACAAGUAAUAUUUUAUCUGAUAUCAAUGAGGUCAGGAAUGAAUUUUCAGCAAAGCAAGCUGGAAUAUUUUCAAGUAGUUCGACGAUGAGGAAAUGUAAUUUUUUAGAUGAUCUUUUAAAUGAAAUAUUUGAAUUGGAUAAUCAAGUUUCACCAGUAACUGGAUGUUUUGAUUUAUCUCAAAGUGCCUCAGAAACACAGGAAAAACAAAUCUCUUCAACCGUAGCAUCUGAAGAAACUGAGGUCCCAAAUAUUACUGGAAGCAACUAUCCAUUUUGGCCAAGCAAGAAUCCUAAAUGCUUUGCAAAUGAAGAAGAGAUUCAGAUAAUUUCACCUGUCAAAAAGAAGAAAUUUGAUGAGUUGUUAAAUCAGAAAUUUUGUUAUGGAUCUAAUAAUAAUAAUAAUAAUAAUAGUUAUAGCACACCCAAAGAAGAUGACAAAUUCCUUAAAAAAUAUGAUCCUUUUAUAGGGAAAGAGUUAAUGCCAAUUAUAAAAAAAGAGUCUACUUUUUCCCACCCAUCCAGUUCUGAUAUCUUACAAUUUUCCACAUUUGAGACCCCUAAAAAGAAGCUUGACAUUUCUGGAAAGAAAGAUCAAGACAACUUUACAAUCUCCGGAAGCCAUUUCCAAUUAAGACAGCUGUCUUGUGGAACUUCUACAUUCACUCCUUUAAAGAGCCCUCCCAUUUUUGAUUUGGGAUUAUCACCAAUAACAACUCCCUGCAUAAAACAACUUAAUAACUAUUUGCCUUGUGGUCUUUAUGUGCCAAGUCCUGAUAAUGAUACCAAUAAAUAUCUGAUUUGCAAUGAAAAUAUCAAUGAAAUGGAUAAAGUUACUUCAAGCUCUGUUACAAAACUGAAUACUUCCAGAAACAUUAAACAUGGAACAACUUGCAGAAAAAGACUGGAUAAAUUUUUUACUGAAUCAAAGCAGGAAUCAUCUCCAUUGCCUCCUGAUAAUUACUUAAAUAAGAGCACAGACAGUCUAGACUUUGAUGGUUAUUUCUUCUUUUACAAACAAAUAGUUGAAGAAAUGAAACACCGACCAUUUGAACAACGAUUAGAUGACAUGGACAUAGCCUCUAAAGUGUCCAAAAUGUGGCGUGGUUUAUCUGCUGAACAAAAGAAGACCUUAGUGACACUUGCUGCUUUGGAGAAGAAUGAUGCUCAGUGCAGUAAACUGACUGAUGACCUGCAAAAUGUUGAUGUGAAGAAAGUAAUUGAUAUUGAUGAUAUUGAUGAUGCUCAACUUUUUAGCAGAAAUACAGGAAAUGGCUUCCAGAUUGUUCCUGAAAUGAAUUUGCGACACUCAAAAGACGAAGGUUUCCUAACAACAACAACAUUCCCAAGAGACUUCAACCAAAAUUACUCUCAUUGUGAAGUCCCAGAAUAUAAUCCGUGUAAGAUUUUCCAAAAUCCAUCUUUGACAGCUUUGAAUUGGUCGAGCAACCAUUGUACUUGGAAGGCUAAUAUCAACAACCAAUCAACUCAUUACUCCUCAAUUUGUUCCUCACAUAGAAUGGAGUUUGACAAUGAAAGUGAACUUGUGCCCACCUGGGGUGAAGAAGUAUAACUCCAAGGUGUACUUCAGGUGGUCAUGGAAAUUGAAAGGAAAAAAAAAAGAAGAAAAGAUAUUGUUUGUUUUUUUGUUUGGAUUCAUUGAUUGUUAUUUUAAAUCAGAAAUACUUUAUAGAUUCAUAGAUCUGAUAUUUAUAAAUUGAUAUAUAUAUAUGUGUGCAUAUGUAUAAUAUUAUAUAUGUAUUUAUAUUUAUAGACAUAUAAGUACAAUGUAUUAUAUUUAUUGACAGAUACUUGAGCAGUAACCAUAAAAAAUGUGGGGAUUAUGCAAGUGAGAAAUUUAGAAAAAUUUCCCUAUAGAUCUUGCGUUUCCUGUCACAUGAUGGGAGGGGGAUUAAUACAGUAACUUCUUCAGUCACAGUCACCAUACAUUCUUACUCUCUCUCUCUCUCUCUCUCUCUCUCACACACACACACACAUGCACACACACCACUAUACUGACAUAUACAUAUAUAUAAUAAUAAUAAUAAUAAUAAUAAUGAAAUUAUUGUGUAUAGUGCUCAGGUGCACUACAACUCGUCAAAGGUGUUAUGUACAGUAGAUAGAAUUAUGUACAAAAGUCAGGAAAGUGAGCAGUGUAUGAGUCAUGAUAUACAGGUGUGCAUGCAUAUGGUGGGGGGAGGGGUAUCAGGUGUAGUGUUGGCGAAUUUUCAGAAAUGAUGGAAGUUUUAAAGGAUGCAAUGUCUCACCAACCAACAACUGAUGCAGGUAGUUUGUUCCAUGCUUCAGCAACUCUGAGUGUGAAAAAAAAUGUUUAUGAAAGUCAUGGAAGCUAUAUAUGCACACUACAUAUAUAGAUAUACACAUACACAGAUACAUACACAUACAGAUACACAUGAGUCAAUACUGUACCUGAUAAAAAAAGUAUGGUUAUGUUAGAACUUUUAACUGAUUUAAAAAUGAUUUAACACAGUUUGUGUGUGUGUGUGUGUGUGUGUUUUACAGAACAACUCUAAUCAGGUAUUGCAUAUUAGCAUAUUAUAUUAGUUAUUUUGAUACCUAGAAACUAGGGUUACAGCUGAUAUGUAAUAAUCAAUAAGAAUCAUUUAAAGAUCAAUAACAUAUGUAACUAUUACCCAGUCUUUUUUUUUUUUGUUUUUUCCUAACAGCUGUUUUUAUUAAACCAUUCUUAUCUGAAUAUUUUAGAUUUUUUUAUCUAUUUUUUAAAAGUAUCAUAUCAAGUCAUUAAAAUGUGUUAAUGUAUCGGUAAUUAAUUAGUAAUUAUCAAAAUGUUACUAUGAUUAGAUGUGUGGUUGAUAUGACUGAAACACUUGUCUAUCAAACUAAAUCCUUUACAUUACGUCCACUGAGGUUAGCUUUACCUUUCAUCACUCAGUGAAUCAGUGAGAUUACAGAAAAUGCCAGUUACAUACUGAGGUCAAUUUAGUCUAACAUGGCUCUUUUCUUUAUGAAAGAUAUAUUUUUUUAAAGACUUUGUAUCUAAUCAAAGGAAAUAAUAUAAUUUUUAAAAUUAUUUAAGCUUGGUUUAAAUAGUACGGAUAACAGGAGAGAGCAGGCUAGAUGAUAUUUAGUUUAAUGGCUUAAGUUAAGUCCUUCCAGAAAUUCAUUCGAUUUUCACUUAGCUGAAGUUGA
Octopus bimaculoides (California two-spot octopus) is the source of this 3522-nucleotide messenger RNA. RefSeq lists its product as uncharacterized. Gene Ontology annotation, molecular function: protein dimerization activity. NCBI's taxonomy places the organism in Eukaryota, Metazoa, Mollusca, Cephalopoda, Octopoda, Octopodidae. Gene Ontology annotation, biological process: meiotic cell cycle; cellular response to retinoic acid. The record is from RefSeq and is a predicted model, not a curated record.